Aureobasidium uvarum is the source of this 663-nucleotide messenger RNA. The record is from the annotation of a GenBank genome assembly. NCBI's taxonomy places the organism in Eukaryota, Fungi, Ascomycota, Dothideomycetes, Dothideales, Saccotheciaceae.
AUGACCGACCGGAGUGCCCCAAGACCAGCUAUCUCCAUCCCUGACGGCGGCUUCUUCAGUGCUUUCGCCGAGGCUACAGUCCAAGCCUCACCUGCUGCUGUAUACAAGGCUCUGGUUGACACUUCGCUCAUCGGCCAAUGGAACAAUUUUGUAUCGGCUGUGGCCAUCAACAAGCGUCCUGAAGCCGAUUCGCGAUCAAAUGAUACUCUGAUGAGGAAGGAUAUGGUCAUGACUUUCACCGUGCACAUGACUCCCUCCAUGACCACUUCCAGCAAAGAGCUGGUCACCCAAGUCGACGACUGUCCAUCUGGCUCUGAGAAAGGCAGAAUCACUCGUAUCCGAUGGAUCAUGGCCAACAAAGAAAACUUCACUCGUUUGUUGAGCAGUCUCUCUAUUGAUCGUGGUAGUACUGACAUGUCUUUCCAGCCANAAUUCUUCUUGGCGGCAGAAAGGGUAAACGAGAUCGAAGACCUAGGAGACGGAACCUGCAUCUAUAGGUCAUGGGAGACAUUUGGGGGUCUCGCUGCUCGCGUGGUAAAGUGGAAGUUUGGAGAUUCUCUACAAAAGAAUUUCGAGCAUUGGGUCGAGGGACUGCAGAAAUAUGUCGAAGAAAAAGAGAAACUGGUAAAAGAAAGGGAUAAUGCUGUUGAACUGCCAGUUUGA